GCUGUUGAACAUUACCAAGCUAGCAUAACUUUAUACGAUUCCUUGAGAGGACUUCUAAAAUCUAAAGAUGAAUGGAAAGUCAAUUUUCGAAAUCAGUAUCAAGAUGUGUAUACAGGUUUGAUUAGAGUUCUCGUAGAACAAGGUAAUAUCGUUGAAGCCUUAUUUGCUGCUGAGAAAGGACGAGCUCAAGCUCUCAACGACCUCAUGGAAUCCAGUUUUUGUGGUGAAACAAGUCAGCACAGGAGAGGCGAUGAAAUUUUAGCAGUGUUAAAGAACGUUCCAUCAGACACUGUCUUUCAGGCAGUGGACGGAGCUAGCGUCAAUCUUUGGGUUGUGUCCGAAGAAAAACAAGUUCAGUUAAGACAAAGUAAACUCAAAGGUUUUGUUUCAGAGAAUAGUGGAGCUAACCAGUCCUUUGAGUCGUUCAUGCUCGGUGUCUAUACGCAACUUGGUGUUGUUUCUGAUGGGAGAUGCGAGAAUCGAUCUUUGGAUGCUUUGAGGGAGAGCUGUUCAAAAGUGGAUGAGAAAACUAAAGAAGACAACCCUCAAGCUCCCAUCGAACAAAACGAAUGCUUGCGCACUUUGUAUGAUAUCGUUAUGAAGCCGGUGGCUGACCUGGUUCAAGGGGAUGAGCUACUCAUUAUUCCCGAUGGACCCCUGUGGCUCGUUCCUUACGCUGCACUCAUGGAUGGUAAUUCUAAAUAUCUGUGUGAAUCGUUCAGAAUCCGACUCGCUCCUUCGUUAACAAGUCUUAGACUCUUUGCCGAUUGCCCAGAUGAUUAUCACAAAAGAAGUGGUGCGUUACUUGUAGGAGAGCCGUGGGUAGCCGAGGUUACUGAUAGCGAGGGAGAUGAAUUCUUCGAUCCGCUUCCGUGUGCUAAAGAAGAAGUAGAAAUGAUCGGAAAAAUUCUGAAUAUCACGCCAAUCACUGGCAAACAGGCCACGAAACGUGAGGUGUUGAAAAGACUCAGUUCCGUUUCCUUAGUUCACUUUGCGGCACACGGAUGUAUGGAAACUGGCGAAAUUGCUCUUACUCCUGACCCAAAGCGAAUAUCUACUAUGCCAAGAGAGGAGGAUUACAUUUUAACAAUUAGAGAUGUGUUAAAUGUUCAACUACGUGCCAAACUUGUGGUGCUCAGUUGCUGCCACAGUGGUCAGGGCGAGAUCAAGGCUGAAGGUGUGGUUGGCAUUGCGCGCGCCUUUAUGGGGGCUGGUGCUCGGUCUGUUGUGGUGUCCCUGUGGAAGAUCGAUGACGAGGCUACUCUCGAGUUCAUGAAAUACUUUUAUCAACAC
Messenger RNA from Pocillopora damicornis (cauliflower coral), 1293 nucleotides. RefSeq lists its product as uncharacterized. NCBI's taxonomy places the organism in Eukaryota, Metazoa, Cnidaria, Anthozoa, Scleractinia, Pocilloporidae. Gene Ontology annotation, molecular function: protein binding. The record is from RefSeq and is a predicted model, not a curated record.